CCCGAGAGCGUGGGUUCAUUCCUAUUUCCUGUCAUCCAGAGAGGUGUUUCGCGCUCUCCACUCUCUGAUUACUUUAUCUCCAAAAACCCUAGAAACCGAUUUCCUGCUCGAUACUGAAUUCAAUUCCCCGAUUGUUGUCGAGGUAGUCUCCAAUUAGGGUUUGUUCGUAGAUGCUGUAGAGAAAUAUGUGGGGCGGAAAUCCGCAAGAUAUGUGGGGAAACAGUGGUAAUAGCGACGGUAAUGGUGGAAAUAUGGUGGCGGCGCCGCCGCCUCCAGGCAUACCUCCACCGUUAAUGCCACCGGGGACUAGUGGAGGAGCUGGACCUAGUGGUCCGCCUCCUCUUCCACCUCCGCCUUCUUAUACUGUUUUGCCGACGGAGGCACAGCUCGAGGAGAAAGCUCGGAAAUGGAUGCAGCUUAACUCGAAGAGGUAUAGCGACAAGAGGAAGUUUGGUUUUGUCGAAACGCAGAAGGAGGACAUGCCGCCAGAGCAUGUGAGGAAGAUUAUUAGAGAUCAUGGUGACAUGUCCUCAAAAAAAUAUCGUCAUGAUAAACGUGUCUAUCUUGGAGCUCUUAAGUUUGUUCCGCAUGCUGUGUACAAGCUUCUUGAGAACAUGCCAAUGCCUUGGGAACAGGUCCGUGAUGUGAAGGUCUUGUACCAUAUAACUGGCGCUAUUACAUUUGUCAAUGAAAUACCAUGGGUGGUUGAGCCCAUUUAUCUAGCACAGUGGGGUACGAUGUGGAUAAUGAUGCGGCGGGAGAAGAGAGAUCGGCGACACUUCAAGAGGAUGCGCUUUCCUCCAUUCGAUGAUGAGGAGCCUCCUCUUGAUUACGCCGAUAAUCUGUUGGAUGUGGACCCAUUGGAGCCAAUUCAGUUAGAGUUAGAUGAGGAAGAAGAUUCUGCUGUGUAUACUUGGUUUUAUGAUCAUAAGCCUCUUGUAAAAACUAAGCUUAUAAAUGGCCCUAGUUAUCAAAAAUGGCAUUUGUCCCUUCCAAUCAUGGCAACACUUCACCGUCUUGCUGGACAGCUUCUCUCUGAUCUGAUUGAUCGCAACUAUUUCUACCUAUUUGAUAUGGAGUCAUUUUUUACUGCCAAAGCACUGAACAUGUGCAUUCCUGGCGGCCCUAAGUUUGAACCUUUGUAUCGGGACAUGGAAAAAGGAGAUGAAGACUGGAAUGAGUUUAAUGAUAUAAACAAGCUUAUCAUCAGGUCACCUCUAAGGACAGAGUACAGAAUUGCAUUCCCUCAUCUGUAUAACAACAGACCCCGGAAGGUGAAGCUUGGAGUGUAUCACACCCCUAUGGUUAUGUACAUAAAGACAGAGGAUCCUGAUCUACCUGCAUUUUACUAUGAUCCUCUAAUUCACCCCAUAACUAGCUCCAAUAAGGAUAGACGGGAGAAGAAGAAUUAUGAAGAGGAGGAGGAUGAUGACUUUUCUUUGCCUGAAGGGGUUGAACCAUUGCUCAAAAGUACUCCCAUAUAUACUGAUACUACUGCUGCAGGUAUAUCACUUCUGUUUGCACCACGACCUUUUAACAUGAGAUCAGGUCGUAUGCGCCGUGCUGAAGACAUACCUCUUGUGUCUGAGUGGUACAAGGAACACUGUCCUCCAUCAUAUCCUGUCAAAGUUCGUGUGAGUUAUCAGAAGUUGUUGAAAUGUUUUGUGUUAAAUGAGCUGCAUCAUAGGCCGCCUAAGGCUCAGAAAAAGAAGCACCUGUUUCGUUCUCUUGCAGCCACAAAGUUUUUCCAAACCACAGAACUUGAUUGGGCUGAAGCUGGACUCCAAGUUUGUAAGCAGGGUUACAAUAUGUUGAAUCUGUUGAUUCACAGGAAAAAUCUGAAUUACCUUCAUCUUGACUAUAAUUUCAACUUGAAACCUGUGAAGACUCUCACAACAAAGGAGCGCAAGAAGUCUCGUUUUGGUAAUGCUUUUCAUCUUUGUCGUGAAAUACUUAGACUGACAAAGCUUGUAGUGGAUGCAAAUAUCCAGUUCCGGUUAGGAAAUGUGGAUGCAUUUCAGUUGGCAGAUGGCUUGCAAUACAUAUUUUCACAUGUUGGGCAGUUGACGGGUAUGUACAGAUAUAAAUACAGGCUCAUGCGGCAGAUACGGAUGUGCAAGGAUUUGAAACACUUGAUUUAUUACCGAUUUAAUACUGGGCCUGUUGGGAAAGGACCUGGAUGUGGUUUCUGGGCACCUAUGUGGAGAGUGUGGUUAUUCUUCCUUCGUGGAAUAGUGCCUCUUCUGGAGCGGUGGUUGGGGAACCUACUGGCAAGACAAUUUGAGGGACGGCAUUCUAAAGGGGUUGCUAAAACUGUUACCAAACAGCGUGUUGAAAGCCAUUUUGACUUGGAACUUCGUGCUGCUGUGAUGCAUGAUGUUCUUGAUGCCAUGCCAGAGGGCAUUAAGCAAAAUAAGGCAAGAACGAUCUUGCAGCAUCUGAGUGAAGCAUGGCGUUGUUGGAAAGCCAAUAUUCCCUGGAAAGUGCCUGGUCUGCCUGUACCAAUUGAGAACAUGAUUCUUCGCUAUGUCAAGUCAAAAGCUGAUUGGUGGACAAAUGUUGCUCAUUAUAAUCGUGAACGUAUACGAAGAGGUGCAACUGUGGACAAAACAGUCUGUCGGAAGAAUCUUGGAAGAUUGACCCGUCUUUGGUUGAAAGCUGAGCAGGAACGUCAGCAUAAUUAUCUAAAAGAUGGUCCAUAUGUGACACCGGAAGAAGCAGUGGCCAUAUACACUACCACUGUGCACUGGUUGGAGUCCAGAAAAUUCUCACCUAUUCCAUUUCCUCCCUUGUCAUACAAGCAUGAUACAAAACUACUUAUCCUUGCCCUUGAAAGGUUGAAAGAAUCUUAUAGCGUGGCUGUCAGGUUAAAUCAACUACAAAGAGAAGAGUUGGGUCUCAUUGAACAAGCUUAUGAUAACCCGCAUGAGGCCUUGUCACGGAUUAAGCGUCAUCUUCUGACCCAACGUGCCUUCAAAGAAGUUGGCAUCGAGUUCAUGGAUUUAUACAGUUACUUGAUACCUGUGUAUGAGAUUGAACCGCUUGAGAAGAUCACAGAUGCAUAUCUAGACCAAUAUCUAUGGUAUGAAGGUGACAAGCGCCAUCUGUUUCCCAAUUGGAUAAAGCCAGCGGAUUCAGAACCUCCACCACUAUUGGUCUAUAAAUGGUGUCAGGGUAUAAAUAACUUGCAAGGCAUAUGGGAUACAAGUGAAGGUCAAUGUGUUGUGAUGCUUCAAACCAAAUUUGAGAAAUUCUUUGAAAAGAUUGAUUUGACUAUGCUAAAUAGACUUCUUCGCUUGGUUCUGGACCAUAAUAUUGCUGAUUAUGUCACGGCCAAGAACAAUGUCGUGCUGUCUUACAAGGACAUGAGUCAUACCAACUCUUAUGGUCUUAUUCGUGGUCUGCAAUUUGCUUCCUUUGUCGUACAGUACUAUGGCUUAGUGCUCGAUCUUUUACUUCUUGGUUUAACUAGAGCCAGUGAAAUCGCUGGUCCACCACAGAUGCCUAAUGAGUUUAUCACUUACUGGGACGCUAAAGUGGAGACACGACACCCCAUAAGAUUGUACUCCCGUUACAUUGAUAAGGUGCACAUAUUGUUUCGGUUCACUCAUGAAGAGGCACGGGACCUUAUCCAACGGUACCUUACUGAGCAUCCUGAUCCCAACAAUGAGAAUAUGGUUGGUUAUAACAACAAGAAGUGCUGGCCAAGGGAUGCACGCAUGAGGCUCAUGAAACAUGAUGUCAAUCUUGGGAGAAGUGUGUUUUGGGACAUGAAGAAUCGUCUUCCCAGAAGUAUCACCACAUUGGAGUGGGAGAACAGCUUUGUCUCUGUUUACAGCAAAGAUAAUCCCAACUUGCUUUUUAGCAUGUGCGGUUUCGAGGUUCGUAUACUGCCAAAGAUAAGGAUGAGUCAGGAAGCAUUUAGCAAUACAAGAGAUGGGGUUUGGAACUUGCAGAAUGAGCAGACUAAAGAGCGUACUGCAGUUGCUUUCUUACGUGUUGAUGAUGAGCACAUGAAAGUUUUCGAGAAUCGUGUAAGGCAGAUCCUUAUGUCAUCAGGUUCUACAACAUUCACCAAGAUCGUCAACAAAUGGAAUACAGCUUUGAUAGGUCUGAUGACAUAUUUCCGUGAAGCCACUGUGCAUACACAGGAAUUGUUAGAUUUACUGGUCAAAUGUGAAAAUAAAAUUCAGACCCGUAUUAAGAUUGGGUUAAAUUCAAAAAUGCCAAGCAGGUUUCCUCCUGUAAUCUUUUACACACCAAAAGAAAUUGGGGGAUUAGGGAUGUUGUCAAUGGGUCACAUAUUGAUUCCACAGAGUGAUCUCCGAUAUAGUCAGCAGACAGAUGUAGGUGUAACACAUUUCAGGAGCGGAAUGAGUCAUGAAGAAGACCAGUUGAUUCCAAAUCUUUAUCGUUACAUACAGCCUUGGGAGAGUGAAUUCAUUGAUUCGCAACGAGUUUGGGCUGAAUAUGCUUUAAAGAGACAAGAGGCGCAGGCACAGAAUAGACGUUUGACUCUUGAAGAUCUGGAAGAUUCAUGGGACCGUGGAAUUCCUCGAAUCAACACUUUGUUUCAGAAAGAUAGACACACCCUUGCAUAUGACAAAGGAUGGAGAGUGAGAACAGAUUUUAAGCAAUAUCAAGUUCUGAAGCAGAAUCCAUUCUGGUGGACCCACCAGAGGCAUGAUGGAAAGCUAUGGAACUUGAACAAUUAUAGGACUGACGUUAUUCAAGCACUUGGAGGAGUUGAAGGAAUUCUGGAGCACACUUUAUUUAAAGGAACUUACUUCCCUACUUGGGAGGGUCUCUUCUGGGAAAAGGCAUCAGGUUUUGAAGAAUCCAUGAAGUAUAAGAAGCUGACCAAUGCACAAAGAUCUGGGCUUAAUCAAAUUCCUAAUCGUAGAUUUACACUUUGGUGGUCACCUACAAUAAAUCGAGCAAAUGUUUAUGUUGGUUUCCAAGUGCAGCUGGAUUUGACAGGGAUAUUUAUGCAUGGAAAGAUCCCAACUUUGAAGAUAUCUCUAAUACAGAUUUUCCGUGCGCACUUGUGGCAGAAGAUUCAUGAAAGUGUUGUGAUGGAUCUUUGCCAGGUCUUGGAUCAAGAACUUGAUGCAUUGGAAAUUGAGACAGUGCAGAAGGAAACAAUCCAUCCAAGGAAAAGCUAUAAAAUGAACAGCUCGUGUGCUGACAUUCUUUUAUUUGCAGCCCAUAGGUGGCCUAUGUCAAAGCCUAGUCUUGUGGCUGAGUCAAAGGAUGUGUUUGAUCAGAAGGCUAGCAAUAAAUAUUGGAUAGAUGUUCAACUUCGUUGGGGUGAUUAUGACUCUCAUGACAUUGAGAGGUAUACAAGGGCAAAAUUUAUGGAUUACACAACAGAUAACAUGUCUAUAUAUCCUUCACCCACUGGGGUUAUGAUUGGAAUUGAUCUUGCUUACAACCUGCAUUCUGCCUUUGGUAACUGGUUCCCUGGCUCUAAACCGUUGCUUGCUCAGGCCAUGAACAAAAUCAUGAAGUCAAAUCCUGCUUUAUAUGUUCUGAGGGAACGGAUAAGGAAAGGUUUGCAAUUGUAUUCUUCAGAGCCAACAGAGCCAUACCUGUCAUCUCAAAACUAUGGUGAAAUCUUCAGUAACCAGAUAAUCUGGUUUGUUGAUGACACUAAUGUCUACAGAGUGACCAUCCACAAGACAUUUGAAGGCAAUCUCACGACGAAACCCAUCAAUGGUGCCAUCUUCAUUUUCAAUCCGAGGACAGGACAGCUAUUUCUUAAGGUUAUUCACACGAGUGUUUGGGCUGGGCAAAAGCGUUUAGGGCAGCUGGCCAAGUGGAAGACUGCUGAAGAAGUGGCUGCCCUGGUGCGUUCUUUACCGGUGGAAGAACAGCCAAAGCAGAUAAUUGUCACUCGGAAGGGAAUGUUGGAUCCCUUGGAGGUUCACCUACUGGAUUUUCCUAAUAUUGUCAUUAAAGGAAGUGAGCUUCAGCUGCCAUUCCAAGCAUGCUUGAAAAUUGAAAAAUUUGGUGAUCUGAUCCUGAAAGCCACAGAACCACAAAUGGUCUUGUUCAACAUCUAUGAUGAUUGGCUUAAAAGUAUUUCUUCAUACACGGCUUUCUCCAGAUUGAUCUUGAUCUUGCGCGCACUUCAUGUAAACAAUGAGAAGGCAAAGAUGUUACUGAAGCCAGACAAGACAAUUGUUACUGAACCGCAUCAUAUUUGGCCCUCUCUUACAGAUGAUCAGUGGAUGAAGGUUGAGGUUGCUUUGAGGGAUCUCAUCUUGUCGGAUUAUGCCAAGAAGAACAAUGUGAACACUUCAGCACUUACACAGUCAGAGAUCCGUGAUAUAAUCCUUGGAGCUGAAAUUACUCCCCCUUCUCAGCAGCGACAACAAAUUGCAGAGAUAGAAAAGCAGGCUAAGGAAGCAAGUCAACUGACAGCAGUCACCACAAGAACCACAAAUGUACAUGGGGAUGAACUGAUUGUUACAACUACAAGCCCAUAUGAGCAAGCUGCAUUUGGGUCUAAAACUGACUGGCGUGUUAGAGCAAUUUCGGCGACAAAUCUUUAUCUUCGAGUGAAUCACAUUUAUGUUAAUUCUGAGGAUAUAAAGGAAACUGGUUACACUUACAUAAUGCCCAAAAACAUCUUGAAGAAGUUCAUCUGCAUUGCCGACUUACGGACUCAAAUUGCAGGUUAUUUGUAUGGCAUUAGCCCUCCUGACAAUCCUCAGGUAAAGGAAAUUCGUUGCAUUGCCAUGCCACCACAAUGGGGAACUCAUCAGCAAGUGCAUCUGCCGUCAGCUCUUCCAGAGCAUGACUUCCUUAAUGAUUUGGAGCCUUUGGGAUGGAUGCAUACCCAGCCAAAUGAACUUCCUCAAUUGUCACCUCAGGAUCUAACAAAUCAUGCUCGAAUUUUGGAGAACAACAAGCAAUGGGAUGGAGAGAAGUGCAUUAUUCUAACUUGUAGUUUUACACCUGGGUCGUGCUCAUUAACUGCAUAUAAGCUGACGCCAUCUGGCUAUGAGUGGGGACGCGCCAACAAGGAUACAGGAAGUAAUCCUCAUGGUUACUUGCCAACACACUAUGAGAAGGUCCAGAUGCUCCUAAGCGAUCGUUUCUUUGGUUUUUACAUGAUUCCAGAUAACGGACCAUGGAAUUACAACUUCAUGGGCGUAAAGCAUACUGUAAGCAUGAAGUAUGGAGUCAAACUGGGAACGCCUAGGGAAUACUAUCAGGAGGAUCAUCGGCCAACUCAUUUCUUGGAGUUUAGCAAUUUGGAGGAGGGUGAGACUGCAGAGGGGGACCGCGAGGAUACAUUUACUUAAAUCUUGUUUUUGUUUUGCAUCUAAUGCUUCUAGAGCAUCUCUCCUCCAGACAGACCAUUUAAACCUUGGGAUGUGUGAAGAUCAAAAUUUCUUCCAUGACUUUUUUUGUGCCUCUUAUGCUGACACGCAUCUGUUGUAGCUGCCUUUGAAGUUGUAAAUAUGUGUUGGAAAUAUGUAAUUUUGAUCUUAGCUUCAGGCUGGUAUUUGUAUUUUAGGUGUUAGAGAAUGUUAAGCGUAUUAUUCCGUUCACUGUUAAUUUCUGUGUUUUAAUAGUUGCA
Molecule: messenger RNA, 7591 nt
Organism: Coffea eugenioides
Lineage: Eukaryota; Viridiplantae; Streptophyta; Magnoliopsida; Gentianales; Rubiaceae
Product: pre-mRNA-processing-splicing factor 8A
Exons: 20
Coding region: 186-7313 (2375 amino acids)
Biological process (GO): mRNA splicing, via spliceosome; spliceosomal tri-snRNP complex assembly
Cellular component (GO): U5 snRNP; catalytic step 2 spliceosome
Molecular function (GO): metallopeptidase activity; protein binding; U5 snRNA binding
Source: RefSeq, a predicted model, not a curated record